AUUGUAGACCUCCCCUGAGAACCAGAAGCAACCACAAACCCUUCAUCUUCUAUAAUUUCUAUCUCAUUUUGCCGGAAUCAAAACAACGAACUAAGCAUUUUUUUUUCCCUGGUUAUCACCUCUUGGAAGAUCUCAGAUCCCAAGAUUUGGUUAGCUGUUAAUGGAGAGCUUGGCACAGCUGGAGGCAUUAUGUGAAAGGCUGUAUAAUUCGCAGGACUCUGCAGAACGUGCUCAUGCAGAAAACGCUUUGAAAUGCUUCUCUGUGAACACUGAGUACAUUUCACAGUGCCAGUACAUUCUUGACAAUGCAUUGACUCCUUAUGCCUUGAUGCUUGCUAGUUCUAGUCUGUUGAAGCAAGUGACAGAUCAUAGCCUUGCUUUGACACUUCGUCUUGAUAUCUGUAAUUCUUGGACCUAUUGCUUACUGUCUUAUUCUCUUCCAAAAAUGGAUUUUAAAUGGAUUCCAUAACAUUUUAAAUAUACCUCCAUAGUUCCAUGUCAAUGGAUGUAAUUCUUUUGAUUAUUAUUAUUUUUUUAAUUAUGUUAGGGAGUUAUCUGAUUAACUAUCUGGCCGCAAGAGGACCCAAAUUGCAGCCUUUUGUUACUGCAUCUUUAAUUCAACUCUUAUGCCGACUCACAAAGUUUGGGUGGUUUGAUGAUGAUAGAUUCCGUGAUAUUGUUAAAGAGUCCUCAAACUUCUUGAGCCAGGGAACAUCAGAUCAUUAUGCUAUUGGUUUGAAGAUUCUGAAUCAACUUGUAUCUGAAAUGAAUCAGCCAAAUCCAGGAUUGCCUUCAACACAUCAUCGAAGGGUUGCUUGCUCCUUUAGGGACAAUCUACUUCGUCAAAUAUUUCAGAUCUCUUUAACAUCAUUGAACCAACUGAAAAAUGAUGUUGCAAGCCGGUUGCAAGAAUUGGCCCUUUCUCUUGCACUUAAAUGCUUAUCCUUUGAUUUUGUUGGGACUUCAAUUGAUGAAAGUUCAGAAGAGUUUGAAACUGUUCAGAUUCCAUCAUCUUGGAGACCUUUGUUGGAGGAUUCUUCUACACUUCAAAUAUUUUUUGACUAUUAUGUGAUUACAAAGGCCCCACUUUCGAAGGAGGCACUGGAAUGCUUGGUGAGAUUAGCGUCUGUAAGGCGCUCUUUAUUUACAAAUGAUGGUACCCGUUCCAAGUUUUUGGCUCAUUUAAUGACUGGAACCAAAGAAAUUCUCCAAACAGGCCAAGGUCUUGCUGAUCAUGAUAAUUAUCAUGAGUACUGUCGGCUUCUUGGACGUUUUAGAGUGAAUUGCCUGUUGUCAGAACUUGUGAAUGUGGAAGGCUAUAGUGAUUGGAUACAAUUGGUGGCUGAGUUCACAUUGAAGUCUUUGCAAUCCUGGCAGUGGGCCAGCAGCAGUGUAUACUACCUCUUAGGGUUGUGGUCCCGAUUGGUGACUUCUGUUCCAUAUUUAAAGGGUGAUGCACCAAGUUUGCUGGAUGAGUUUGUGCCUAAGAUCACUGAGGGGUUUAUCACGUCAAGGUUCAACUCUGUGCAGGCUGGGUUCCCAGAUGAUCCUUCUGAAAAUCCAUUGGACAAUGUUGAGCUCCUUCAGGAUCAGCUGGAUUGCUUUCCUCACCUUUGUAGAUUCCAGUAUGAAAGCAGUGGUUUCUAUAUAAUUAAUAUAAUGGAGCCAAUUCUGCAAUCAUACACAGAAAUAGUGCGAUUGCAGACCUUUGCUAAUAGUGAACUCUCUAUCAUUGAAGCUAAACUUACUUGGAUUGUUCAUAUCAUUGCUGUCAUUCUCAAAAUAAAACAAUCUACUGGUUGUAGUGUGGAGGCACAAGAAGUGCUUGAUGCAGAACUCUCAGCUCGUGUUUUGCAAUUAAUAAACAUCACUGAUAGUGGACUACAUAGUCAGAGGUAUGGUGAAUUAAGUAAGCAAAGACUUGAUCGAGCAAUUCUCAUCUUCUUUCAGCAUUUUCGAAGGUCUUAUGUUGGGGAUCAGGCCGUGCAUUCAUCUAAGCAGUUAUAUGCCCGUUUAUCUGAGUUGCUUGGACUCCAUGAUCAUCUAUUACUACUAAAUGUAAUAGUUGGGAAGAUUGCCACAAACCUAAAGUGCUAUACAGAGAGUGAGGAGGUCAUUGAUCAUACAUUAAGUUUGUUCUUGGAGCUGGCGUCAGGAUACAUGACUGGAAAGCUGCUUCUGAAGCUGGAUACUGUUAAAUUUAUGAUAGCAAAUCACACUAGGGAGCAUUUUUGUUUUCUAGAGGAAGAUAGAUGCUCUCGCAGCAGAACAACUUUCUAUUACACUAUUGGCUGGUUAAUUUUUAUGGAGGAUAGCCCUUUGAAAUUUAGGUCUUCAAUGCAACCACUUUUGCAAGUGUUUCUCAGCCUGGAGUCAACACUGGAUUCAAUGUUUCGUGCUGACACUGUAAAGUAUGCAUUGGUUGGAUUAAUGAGGGAUCUCAGAGGUAUAGCAAUGGCCACAAGCAGCCGUAAAUCAUAUGGUUUACUCUUUGAUUGGCUGUAUCCUGCUCAUAUGCCACUUCUCUUGAAAGGCAUUACACAUUGGACUGACACACCAGAGGUUACCACCCCCUUGUUGAAAUUCAUGGCUGAGUUUGUGUUGAAUAAAGCUCAACGGUUGACUUUCGACUCAUCUUCUCCAAAUGGAAUUCUUCUUUUCCGAGAAGUUAGUAAAUUACUUGUUGCAUAUGGAACAAGGAUCUUAUCUCUUCCAAAUCCUGCUGAUAUCUAUGCCUACAAGUAUAAGGGCAUUUGGAUUUCACUUACAAUUCUCACAAGAGCUCUUGCGGGAAAUUAUGUCAACUUUGGUGUGUUUGAACUGUAUGGUGAUAGAGCACUAUCUGAUGCACUUGACAUUGCCCUAAAAAUGACAUUGUCCAUUCCUUUAGCUGAUGUAUUGGCAUUUCAGAAGUUAACGAAGGCAUACUUCUCAUUCUUGGAGGUUCUGUUCAGUAAUCACAUGAGUUUUAUAUUGAAUUUAGAUACAGCCACAUUUACGCAUAUUGUUGGUUCACUUGAAUCUGCUCUUAAAGGUCUGGAUUCAAAUAUUUCAUCACAGUGUGCAUCUGCAGUGGAUAAUCUGGCUGCUUUCUACUUCAACAACAUUACUAUGGGGGAGGCACCCACUUCACCAGCUGCCAUCAAUCUUGCUCGGCAUAUUGCAGAUUGUCCUACUUUGUUCCCCCAAAUAUUGAAAACCCUAGUUGAGCUAGUUUUAUUUGAGGAAUGUAGCAACCAGUGGAGUCUUAGCAGACCUAUUUUGAGCUUAAUUCUUAUUAGUGAGCAGAUAUUUACUGACCUGAAAGCUCAAAUUUUGGCUUCACAGCCAGCAGAUCAACAGCAACGUUUGGCUGCUUGUUUCGACAAAUUAAUGGCUGAUGUUACCCGAAGCUUAGAUUCAAAGAACAGAGAUAAGUUCACCCAGAAUUUGACUGUUUUCAGGCAUGAAUUCCGUGUCAAAUAGCCGAAAUCCCUUUGGAGAUUGGGUAUCACAGGCAAAUUUUGUGUGCAAAUGAUGCUCGCUUGGUUAAUCUCCCACUCUUUUGAAUUAUAAACUGGAUCUCAUGAUUGCCGGGGACGAGCAUCUUUUUUGCUGCUGUGUUGGUUUUGUUGCCCAACUGAAGAAAAAAAUACCAUUGUUUAUGUUUCUCGGCAGCCGGGGAAAUGUUGUGUUUUUAACGGGAUGGAAAGAUGUAAAUCUUUUUGUUGGGUACGGACAAUUCACAGUGGGUGGAUUGAUUCUUUUUUGCCACAGAAGGACGUAAAUAUUUAGGUGGCUUGUGGUAGAGAUGGUUUCUCUAUUGGUAGGAGGGGAGGAAAAUAGUUUGUGAAGUUGAUGCUUUGUACAUUAAUCUCAACAUAUUCUUUAUAUUUGUUGAUGGUAUAGGGAAGAAUGAAAAUUCAUUUGAUUG
Rubroshorea leprosula is the source of this 3913-nucleotide messenger RNA. NCBI's taxonomy places the organism in Eukaryota, Viridiplantae, Streptophyta, Magnoliopsida, Malvales, Dipterocarpaceae. The record is from the annotation of a GenBank genome assembly.